AUGAAUAGAUCAGGAAGCAGCAAAACAUGCAACAAAAGUCGACUAAAUCGUAAGGAUAAGUCACAUGCUGAGACGUCAACAAACCGUGAUGGAAAUGGAGGUCGACUUAACCGCAAAGACAAAUCCACUGAUGACACACCAGCAAACCGUGCAGGAAAAUAUAACUACUGGAUCCCAAGAAAAACUGAGAUUUUGCUAAACCUCGUGAAUGUUGAGCUAAAAGCAAAGGACUACACGAUAAGAUUGCCAGACAAUCCAGCUAAAAAAAGAAUAGAAGAAAAAUACUAUGAAAUGACUGGUGAUAAGAUUAUUUUUGAGCCUGAGAUGAGAAAUAGACUAGACUACAUGCGUCGUCUACGACAGCAUUACAAUAUGUUAAUCAACCGUACCGGUGUCCGAGUUAAUCCUACGACGGAACAAAUUGAAAUGCCUAGUUCAUGGUGGGACGAUCGAAUUGCGGAGGCUGGAACAACUAAUGGAAAAUUUAUACGAGUGUUGCAAAGCAAACCUCUUCCUUUUAAAGAGCUACUCGAUCAAAUUUAUGGAGAGCAUGAUUUGGAUCAAGAUGAACGUUAUUCACCAUUCAUGCUCGGCGAACAUAUCCAGCAAAUGCAAGCGGAGGAAGCUAGUGAUGAUGAAACAACAGUGGCAGAUACUGCAGAAGAUAGUGGACGACUUCCUUCAGAACCGAUUAGCCUCAUAGCUUCAGAUGAUGAAUUUCCCACUAGAGAAGAAGCACAUCGUUCUCCAUCUCGUGCAAACAAGUCAAUUCUGCGUGUCCAAAGUACAUCUACUAAGCGUACGAAUAGAAGAAGAGUCAAUUUCGAGACACAAAUCCAAAGUGGCUUUCAGCGUAUGGAAGAGUCUCGCACGAACUUGUUAGAUGUUUUACGGUCACGACACUACCAGAAAGCAACUUUUGGAGAUGCUUUGGCUCUACUAGAAACAUUGGAUGUGGAACCGAUGGGAAGCUUUUGGUGGGCAGCAAGUGGAUUGUUGAUGAAGGACGAAGAAAUCCGUGAUGGCUUUGUGAAAUUACGAAAUGAAGAAAAUAAAAUUCGGUAUUUAGAGAGGCUAAGUGGUGUUGAUAGAUAUGGUGAUUCAUGCCAAAUCAUCAACUUAAGAGAGACUUCCAACACCCCAACGUCUCCUGUCCCACUAGCACAUUCACAAAUGGCUGGAAUUACCACAAGAGCUUCACCAAGUUUUAGUCAAGGACAAGGAAUGUUCGAAUCAGGACCUGCUGGGACUAGUUUUUCAUCUUUACUUGGGGUUCUUGGAGCUAACUCGUUAGGUUUAAGUUCUGGGUUAUAA
Molecule: messenger RNA, 1314 nt
Organism: Brassica rapa (field mustard)
Lineage: Eukaryota; Viridiplantae; Streptophyta; Magnoliopsida; Brassicales; Brassicaceae
Source: RefSeq, a predicted model, not a curated record